Spizellomyces punctatus DAOM BR117 is the source of this 652-nucleotide messenger RNA. Its product is annotated as RNA methylation protein TRM112. Gene Ontology annotation, biological process: peptidyl-glutamine methylation; tRNA methylation; rRNA (guanine-N7)-methylation. Gene Ontology annotation, molecular function: protein heterodimerization activity. Bases 20 to 388 code for a protein of 122 amino acids. The transcript is spliced from 4 exons. The record is from RefSeq and is a predicted model, not a curated record. NCBI's taxonomy places the organism in Eukaryota, Fungi, Chytridiomycota, Chytridiomycetes, Spizellomycetales, Spizellomycetaceae.
GUGCAAGAGAUCAGUAGACAUGAGGCUUAUUACACAUAACAUGUUGCAAUGCCACGCAAAAGGCUGUGACCCUUCUCAAAGUUAUCCAUUGGAGCUGAAGGAAGUCCAGCUCGAAUCACUGGACGCAGAGUAUAGUGAAGACUUUAUUCGUCGGCUAAUACCGAAAUUGGACUGGAACGUGCUGGUUCACACUGCGUUUGCGCUGGGUGUGGCAGAGCUGCCAAAAGAGCUGCCAGAUGUUCAGGACGAGGCAUUUCUGCGAAAAGUCCAUCAAGUUGCAUUGGAGACCCGAGUGAAAGAGGCUCAAAUGGUGUGCAAUGGGUGCGGUCACGUCUACCCAAUCAAGGAUGGUGUCCCGAACAUGCUACUUCAAGACAACGAAGUUUAAAAUCUCCACACCUUACUCUGUAUAUAUUAUGAGACUUUCGGCAAUGGAAGGAGAACGGGAUUUGAGAGGGCAUCAGAUUGAUCUCGCCACAAAAUCGAUAUUCUGCUAUAGAAAUAGUCACUGAUUGGUGCUGGGGUGGAUUCAUGAUAUGUAUUUAAUGAUUUAGCUGAUGGGUCUCGAACACGCACAUUUAAUGAUAGCAAUCGUCAACAUUUAGCAAGCGUGUGAUGUAUAUUUGAAAAGCAAUGCGCAAUUCUUCGAGUC